AAGUGAUGAUAUGUUUCGACAAAUUCAGCAAUUGCCCAAUAUACUAUUUGGGAAACCAUCCCAAAGGCAGGUGAUUGAAGAAUUUGGAAAUUAGCAUAACUUGGUUAAAGGUAGUACCUUUUGGGAGCUUCCUUAUUUGAGCACAAACUUAAAUGUAAUGAAUUAUGAGAAAAACCUUUUUGAAAAUAUAUCUUUCACACCGUCAUGGAUGACCCAUUGAUGAAGGACAACUUGAAGGCAAAGAUGGAUAUGGAAUUGUAUUACAAUAGGCCAAGUCUUUGUAUACUAGAAAAAGGCUUUAAUGUGGGCAAAAAACUAAAGAGCACUUAUGUCUUAAAGAGGGAGUAAAGAAAAUCAAUGUGCUAAUAGCUAAAGAAUCUUAGAUUUCCUAAUGAUUUUGCAUCCAACAUCUCUCAAUGUGUGAAUAUGCAAAAGAUAAGGAGAUUUAGCAUAUGAAGAUCGUCGAACCAAUAUGCCAACUUGAAAGAAUCUUCCCUCCUUUUUCUAAUUCAAUGGAGCAUCGAACAAUCCACCUUCCAUAUAAAGCUAAGGUGGGGGGACCAGUGCAAUUCAGUUGGAUGUAUCCAUUUGAGAGGUAUUAUUAGAAUACAUAAUUUUUUAAUAUUUUAUAUCUAUAAUAUAAAACAUAAUUUUCCUUUUAAUUUAUUAAUUAUUUAAAAACUUAUUUUUCAUGAAUUAGAUGAAUGCAUGGAUUAAAGGCUUUAGUGAAAAAUAAAGUCCAUCUAGAAGGAUCAAUAUGCGAGAAUUACAUAAUGAGUGAGAUUUCAUACUUUAUCUUGCUUUAUUUUGAAGAAGAAGUUGAGACAAGAGGUGAUCACAUCCCCGAGAAUCUUAUUAGCCUAGGCCCUUGUGUUAAUAUUGACCUUUUAAUAUUUAAUAAUCCUAGAAAACUAAUUGGUUCUUUACAACAACGAGUAUUGACAACAGAGGAGUGUAAUACUGCAAUGUAUUAUAUUCUAAUGAAUUGUGAAGAAUUGAAGGGAUAGAUUGAGUGAGUACAUUUCCCUAAUCCUUUUCCUUAAUGACAUUUAAGAAAUUAAGUGAACUGUUUUAAUUUACACAUAAUUAUAAUGGAUACUUAAUUAAGUUUUUUUGAAGAGGAAGAAUGUCAAAAUGACUCCCCAAUAAAUAUAGAUAAAAUGUUCCAAUUAUCUUGUGUCAUGGCUUGAAAAAUUGUUCAGUUCAAUCCUAAAUUUUAAUUAUUGUUAAGUAAUUAUUAUAUACUUAUAACUAAUAAAAUAACUCAUGUGAUAUAGGUUUUAUAUGAUGAGUUUGAGGGCAAUGAUGAGCAUUUGAUUAGCUUGGCUCGUGGCUUUUCUGAGAUAGUUUCAUGCUAUAAAGGUUUUUGGGUAAACGGUUUUUGAUUUUACACUGCCACAUAUGGAAAAAACAAGAAAAUAAUGAAUAACAAUGUGUAUCAUGGGAACUAUGGGAAUAUAAUUAGAUUUGGAUUUUUAUGGGUUGUUGUAGGAAAUGAUUGAGUUUCAAUAUGUUGGCCUCAAACAUCAAAAGGCGGUUGUUUUAUUUAAAUGCAAUUGAUAUAAAAUUCCUCUUGCACAAGGAAUUGUGGUUGACCAAAAACAUCUUCUUGUUGAUAUUAAUCCAAAUAGAAAAUUGAGAACUUAUGAGCCUUUCAUCUUGGCAAGUCAAGCUAAACAAGUGAAUUACACUUCAUAUCCAUCACAUAAUUCAAUCAGGAAUGGAUGGGUUGCUGCAAUGAAAUGCAAGGUUGGAAGUAUUAUUGAGAUGUCAGAUGAGUAAGAGGAACAACAUUAUAAUUUAGAAUCCAUUUUUCAAGAUGAUGACCCUUAAGCUCCCUAACCAACCUAGUUAGAUCUCAUAUUAUAUGAACCUAUUUAACAUACUGAUGGGAUGUAGAAUUUGAAUAUGUGGAUGAUAACAAAGAAAUUGAGGAAAAGGAUAAGGAGGAGAAAGAAUUUGAAGAUUAUUAUAUAUCUGAGGAAGAAAAUAUCGAAUAUAUU
Rubroshorea leprosula is the source of this 2003-nucleotide messenger RNA. The record is from the annotation of a GenBank genome assembly. NCBI's taxonomy places the organism in Eukaryota, Viridiplantae, Streptophyta, Magnoliopsida, Malvales, Dipterocarpaceae.